Lucilia sericata (common green bottle fly) is the source of this 719-nucleotide messenger RNA. RefSeq lists its product as uncharacterized. Lineage: Eukaryota; Metazoa; Arthropoda; Insecta; Diptera; Calliphoridae. Bases 83 to 607 code for a protein of 174 amino acids. The transcript has 2 exons. The record is from RefSeq and is a predicted model, not a curated record.
AUGCAAUAAAUAAUUUUGAAAUAAAUAAAAACACAUCAGUUACAGUUUUACUCUUCCUAAUAAAUAGCAAUUGAUCGGCAUAAUGAAUUUUUAUGGUAUUUUAUUUGCUAUAAUUUCAAUACUUCAGACUGUGGCUGUAACUACAGCCAAUCCCGAAAGUUGCUUCGAAGUUCUCAACAAAUAUUCUGCAGAUGAAAUCAAAAAGAUUUUCAAUAUGAAUUUAAGAGACACUAUCCUAAAACAGCCUGCCAGUGAUAUACUAAAUUGUUUUCUAAGUAAAUCUUCGCACGGUGAUGCUUCCGAAAGCAAACAAUUAUUUGAUAUCUAUAAAAAGCUCGAAGAAUAUAAACGUGAUCCUUCAACACCAUUAGAUAAUGAAAAACUAACUAAGCUCGUGUCAAUGGGUCUUCCCUUUAAAUUGGAAAGCUCAUUAAAGGCUAAACUUAAGCAGGGUAAAACAAUUACCUUAACUGAAGUUCAAAAUCUGAUAAUGAAUGAAAUUGAACUGAAGGGCGAGUACACCACUUACCGACAACAUAUUGAGAAGGAAUUACAUGAACAAGAAGUUCACGAUAAAAUUAAUAUAAUCGGUUGGAUAGUAGGUUGAUCGAUUUAUCGUCAUCUUACAAUUAACAUUUAUCAAAAAGUCGAAUUUCCAAAAAAAAUUCGGAAAAUAUUUCUUUAAAAAUAAAAUCUAUUUAAUUAUAAAUAAUGUGAAA